AUGAUGGGCGAAAUAUUGGAGAAGAUGAAUCGGGCCCUCAGCCUCAUUGAAGAGGUUGAGCUCUGGGUCGCUGAAAAGGGUGAUUCUGACUCCGCCGUCGAGAUCAAUCACCUCAAGACCCUCCUGUCGACCACCUUUGAGAGGACUAGCCGCCCUCUCUUUGCCCUUCCUACCACUCCUGCACCGGUAGCUCGCCGCAAGCUGAUUGCUGGUGUACCCAAGGCAGUCCAGAACCCUCAGAAGGUGACUUGGCCUACUCCUCAGUCUUUCAAGAAGACCAUGGUCCAGGGUGACCUCAAGGCCAUGCCCGCGGUGAUGGCAACUCCGGCUCCUGCCAAGGACGAGGAGAUGUUGAUUGACCUGGGCGACAAUCAGGCAGUCGUGCAAACCUCCGAGGGGCUCAAGGAAAACCGCGGAUCCGUUUCUCCUCCUGCAUCCCAAGUCCGAGACAUCCAGCCCACGGCCGGGGUGGUCCACAUCAAGGGACCACACUCGCGGGUCGGGCUGCGGUACAUUACCAGCCGCAUCUCCGAGGGCCCUCUCUACGAGAUUCAAACCGAGACCUCCACCCGCCUCCGGAUUGUUUUCUGGAGUGCCGAGCACGCCCUCGCGCUGAUCAAGGCCAACGAGGAAACCAUCCACACCCAUGGCAGUGGCCGUUUCGGCAGCGAAUUCAGCGUGAUCUUCAUCAAGAAGAUCCCCCACGGACCAGAGCUUGCACGCAUGACCCGGCCCAACCGAGAUCGCCGUCGCCUAACCUUCUCUGGAAAGCGAUUCCUUUGCGAUGGCAUGAGCCUGAAGCGGCUCGAGAGCCACGUUGCUAGCAUCGUCGGCCGGCAGAGCAUUGAGUACUGCCUGAUGUUCAACCUGGGGAACGCCACCGUGGUUCUCACUAGCGUCGCCGCCGCUCGUAUGGUCUUGGAAACCUUGCGUCAUUGGACGCAGUCGAAGUCGGCGUAUCGCAACGUGCUCAUAGACUUCUCCUCGGAUCCCUGCGAAACCCGGGACACUCCUUACCACCGCCAGGACACGGGCUCAGUUGGCUCUCCUCGGAUGCUGCUUGACCGCUAG
Messenger RNA from Penicillium alfredii, 1071 nucleotides. RefSeq lists its product as uncharacterized. NCBI's taxonomy places the organism in Eukaryota, Fungi, Ascomycota, Eurotiomycetes, Eurotiales, Aspergillaceae. The transcript has 4 exons. The record is from RefSeq and is a predicted model, not a curated record. Bases 1 to 1071 code for a protein of 356 amino acids.